GAUGCUGCGCUCGCUGGCCGGGCCGCCCCCCGUGCCCCCCGUGCCCGCCGUGCCCGCCGUGCCCAUGGACUGCGUUCGAGCCACGGAGCUGUGCGCGGCCGACCCGGGCUGCAGCUCUCGGUACCGGACCCUGCGGCAGUGCCUGGCCGGGCGCGACCGGAACACGCUGCUGGCCAACCGCGAGUGCCAGCUGGCCCUGGGCGUGCUGCAGGAGAGCCCCCUGGAGCGCUGCCGCUGCAAGAGGGGCAUGAAGAAGGAGCUGCAGUGCCUGCAGAUCUACUGGAGCAUCCACCUGGGGCUGGCCGAAGGAGAGGAGUUUUAUGAAGCCUCCCCGUAUGAGCCGGUCACCUCUCGUCUCUCUGAUAUAUUCAGACUCGCUUCAAUUUUCUCAGGAAUGGACCCGGCCACCACCUCCAAGAGCAACCACUGCCUGGACGCGGCCAAGGCCUGCAACCUCAACGACAACUGCAAGCGCCUGCGCUCGGGCUACAUCUCCACCUGCAACCGGGAGCUGUCGGCCACCGAGCCCUGCAGCCGCCGCAAGUGCCACAAGGCCCUGCGCCAGUUCUUCGACCGCGUGCCCGGCGAGUUCACCUUCCGCCUGCUCUUCUGCUCGUGCAGGGACCCGGCGUGCGCCGAGCGCCGCCGCCAGACCAUCGUCCCCUCCUGCUCCUACGAGGACAAGGAGAAGCCCAACUGCCUGGACCUGCGCGGCGCCUGCCGGGCGGAUCACCUGUGCAGAUCCCGGCUGGCCGAUUUCCACACCAACUGCCAGGCCACCUUCCAGUCCCUGACCAACUGUCCUGGUGACAACUUCCAGGCGUGCCUGGGCUCCUACGCAGGGCUCAUCGGCUUUGACAUCACCCCCAACUAUGUGGAUGCCAGCACCACCAGCAUCACCAUCUCGCCCUGGUGCUCCUGCAAGGGCAGCGGGAAUAUGGAGGAGGAGUGCGAGAAAUUCCUGCGGGAUUUCACGGAAAAUCCCUGUCUCCGAAACGCCAUCCAGGCUUUUGGGAACGGCACCGACGUGAACCUGGCUCCCAAAAUUCCCAAUCCCGCCGUGACGGUGCCGCCGAAGGUGGAGAAGAGCCCGGUGCUGCCGGACGACGUCAACGACAGCAACACCGCCUACGACACGAGCGUCAUCAGCACCUGCACCUCCCUCCAGGAACAAGGCCUGAAGCCCAACCAAUCCAAGGAGCAGAGCUUGUGCUACUCCCAGGCCCAGCUGACCACGGAUGUGAUGCCGGACCAGAAGACUUUCAUGGAUCCCAAGGCGGGAAGCAGCCGGCAGCGGGAGAGCCGGAUCCUGCUCCUCAUUCCCAUCCUGAUCCCAGUUCUGGGGCUAUAAAAGGGGUGGGAAGGAGCGGCCGGUGGGACGGGGACGCUCGGACCAGUGCCCACCAGUGCCACCAGUGCCCACCAGUGCCCACCGCUGCCGCGUUCGUGCCGGAGACUGGAACGCUCCCAAAUCCCGGGAAUGCCGAGCUCCGGAGAGGCAGGAGGAGCCUCCACCACGCUGGGAAACUUUGGUGGUUUUCUUCCUACUUUUUGUUUUACCCGUUUUUUUGGGGGCAUUUUUUUUUUUUUUUUUGGUCUUUUCUGGGUUGGUUUUCAAGGAAAACUCCCUGGACUGGGCCUGGAAUGGGGGUCUGGAGCUGCCAGCGGUGCCGGGGAGGGGGGAAAAAGGUCGGAGAAAGGAUUUGGGAAAGGUGAAUUUCAGGAUUCUUUGCACUGGGGUGGCCACAGGGACAACGAGGAUUCCGCAUGGGAACAUCCUGGAGGAUGAAGGCGCCAUCGGGAGCCACCUCGAGGGGACUCCUGCUGCUCUUCCCAUUGGAUUUUGGGGGAUUCUGGUUGGGAUUUUUCCUCGGAGAGUUUCCAAAUGGAAGAGAAAAGAAACUGGUGUGAAACGUGUGAGGUUGUGCUGAUGUUUUCAAUCAUUCCAGGGGAAGAGGUUCUAUUUUCUUUUUUUUUUAAUUUUUUUUUUUUUAUUUGGAAUUUGGGUUGGGAGUGGAAUUUGACCCACCCAGGGUCGGAAUUCCCUAUUUUCCCUCUCCACUUUAUUUCCUAUAUACAUAUAACAUAUGGAUACUCCCAUAUACAUAACCCUACCCAUGCUGUGGCUUUUUAAUUCCCAUUUUUCCCUUUAUUUUCCCUCUUUUUUUUAAAUUUUUUUUUUAAUUCCUCCGAUUCCCACAACAACUUCCAAAUGUAUUCUUGGAAAAUUUAUUUUUUUUAACGAUGUCUAUAAUGGAAAAAAAGAAAAACCAAAAUAAACCAAGGAGAACAAA
Melospiza melodia melodia is the source of this 2294-nucleotide messenger RNA. It is a transcript of the gene GFRA2, whose product is annotated as GDNF family receptor alpha 2. Gene Ontology annotation, biological process: nervous system development. The record is from RefSeq and is a predicted model, not a curated record. The coding region runs from base 2 to 1351 and encodes 449 amino acids. The transcript is spliced from 8 exons. Gene Ontology annotation, cellular component: external side of plasma membrane; signaling receptor complex. Gene Ontology annotation, molecular function: glial cell-derived neurotrophic factor receptor activity. Lineage: Eukaryota; Metazoa; Chordata; Aves; Passeriformes; Passerellidae.